Archocentrus centrarchus (flier cichlid) is the source of this 2365-nucleotide messenger RNA. Its product is annotated as probable gluconokinase. Gene Ontology annotation, cellular component: cytoplasm. Gene Ontology annotation, molecular function: gluconokinase activity. NCBI's taxonomy places the organism in Eukaryota, Metazoa, Chordata, Actinopteri, Cichliformes, Cichlidae. The transcript has 6 exons. The record is from RefSeq and is a predicted model, not a curated record. The coding region runs from base 196 to 762 and encodes 188 amino acids.
GACAGCGCUGUCCCUUUAAUUGUGAACAUAACGGACGUACUUUGUGCGUCAUCACGUCCCUUAGCAAAAACAACCCGAGGCCAUGGUCCAAAUCGUGCGUUUUCUGGGAUUUUAAUCGCCUCGUUUAUACACUGGAGUCAGAUUCAGCAGGCAGGAAAGGACCUGAUUUUAAGCGUCUAGAGAACCACAACCAAGAUGAUCUACGUAAUAAUGGGAGUCUCAGGUUGUGGAAAAAGCACCUUUGGGAUUUUCUUGUCUGAAAAGCUGGGCUGGCCCCUGUAUGAAGGGGAUGACUUCCACCCACAGGAGAACAUUGAGAAGAUGUCUCGUGGUGAAGCACUCACAGAUCAGGACAGAUUGCCGUGGCUUCUCAAGCUACAUGACAUCAUUCAGAGAGAGAGGAGUUCAGGCUCUGAUGCUCUUGUGGUGUGCUCUGCACUGAAGCACCAGUACAGACAGAUCCUCAUCUAUGGCUCCAAGGCCCUCGCUUCCCCUUCCGACCCAGACCAAGAAACCUUGCCUCCCUCUUGUCCUGAUGUCUUUUUUCUCUUCCUGCAUGGUGACUAUGAAUUCAUUUACCAGAGGAUGGUGGCCCGGAGGGGUCACUAUAUGAGAGCAGACAUGCUGCGUUCUCAGUUUGAUACUUUAGAACCUCCGUUGGAUGAGGAGAAUGUGCUGACACUGGACAUCAAGAGGGGGAUCACUGAUAUGGCUGUGGAGGUUGAAAAGCACAUAAUCAGUUGCAGGUCAUCCCCAGCGUAGCCCUGACCACUAAAGCAGACCGAAUGACAGUCAUCUCCAUGUUUUCAAGCGUGGUCGGUUUUCAAUCAUGCUUGUUGGUAGUUGUCCAGAGUGAAAUAAUAGUUCCAAACUGGACUGCCAUUAAAUUUCACAGUGCUUACAGCUCCUUCAUACUUUGGUGCUCACCUGACUUUUCCUUUAUCACCCCCAAAGGUGGACACCUGUGAUCCUUAUCAACUAUAGCAUUGAUUUUCCAACAGAUAUUCAGGGUCCUACAGGAUACAUUUUAAUCACUUUGGUGAUCCCCUCUCUGGCUUUUCAGAGCAUCCAGCAAGUCAAAGUUUCCACUUAUUUGGAAAUAUCCAACAUCUGUUCAAUGGAUUGGUAUAUAACCUUGGUAGUGGACACCAACUUUAACCCUGAGUAUUGCAAAAAACUAUUGAUCAGGUACUUUUGGCUGCUCCAUUAGGGAUCCCCACAUCAGAUGGAUCUGCAUGUUUGAUUUGGCACAGAUGCCCUUCCUGAUGCAACCCCUUUAGUCAGGCUUGGGACAGACACUGGAAAGUUGUGAUCCUAUGAGGCUGGGUUUGUCUUCUCCCGGUCUCCAUGUGGGGAUUCGUUAGCAUGUAAGACAAAUGAGUUAACCACUGUGCCAUGAACUAUUAAGAAUUACUGAACAAAUUUCUGUAUAUUUUGGAAUAGACAUUCUGGGUCCUCAGGGAAUGCGUUCUAAUAAAAAGUCUGAUUAUAUGAUUAUUUCUUUUAUCAGGCCAAAAUUCAUAUUUUUAGAUACUUUAAAAUCAAAUAUCUACAAACCAGUGUUAGCAUGUCAACAUGUCAGACUAAGAUGAUGAACAUCAGCAUAGCAGCACUGCCGUGUACCAUGUUAGCAUUUAGCUCAUAGGAACAAUGUCCCUAAGUAGAGCAACACAGAGUGUGUUGGCCUUUCCUCUUGUUCUAGUCCCCUCUGAAUACCUAAAUCUAUAUUUGGUUUGUAGUGAAGAUGAGAAAUAAAUAACAGAUUCAUUAGCUCUUUAGAAAAGAAUAAAAUACAGAUCAAAAGUUCUGGUUGGCCACAAACAUUUAAAUAUUUAAGUGCCAUUCCAAUAAGUGCAUUGUGUGUACACUGUAUGAGCAAAGGUUUUGAAACUGAACCAACCUCUGUGUGUGUGUGCUGCUGUGAUUUCUGCUUAUGUGGGUGUAUCCACGCAUUCGCCAGCCUUAGGUUCCACCCUUCUGUACAGCUGAUUCUACUAAGCAAUUAGGCCAGACUGCCUUUGUUUUGUGCUUUGUGGAGAGGAAGGUGUUGCUCGUGUAACUGUUUUGAGUCUUUUUGUUUAGUGGCCAGCUUCUAGGUUUUUCCUAUGUUUCUUUUCUUUUGAUUGUAAUCUCCUUUAGGUUAAUCAUUUAAUUAAAAAAAAAAACACUCACACACACACACACACUUUUUUAAUUGCCAAUUUUGCCUUCUUAUCUCCUUUUUCAACCUGGACACUUUUUGUUACUUCCCACAUCGCCUAGACUUUUCAGGGAAAGUAACAGUGAUUUUAAGUGUUCAGUGUUUUUUCUCAUUAAUAAUCUGAUGUCAAUCUUUCUAGUAGUUGGAAUAAACAUAUUGAAGCUC